Messenger RNA from Penicillium argentinense, 2859 nucleotides. It is a transcript of the gene ura7, whose product is annotated as small subunit rRNA maturation protein UTP4. The transcript is spliced from 2 exons. Gene Ontology annotation, molecular function: RNA binding; protein binding. NCBI's taxonomy places the organism in Eukaryota, Fungi, Ascomycota, Eurotiomycetes, Eurotiales, Aspergillaceae. Gene Ontology annotation, biological process: maturation of SSU-rRNA from tricistronic rRNA transcript (SSU-rRNA, 5.8S rRNA, LSU-rRNA). Gene Ontology annotation, cellular component: t-UTP complex; small-subunit processome; 90S preribosome. The record is from RefSeq and is a predicted model, not a curated record. Bases 1 to 2859 code for a protein of 952 amino acids.
AUGGAUAUUCACCGCUGUCGAUUCGUGUCUUACAACCCCCAGGCGAUCAAUUCGCUGGCCUUCUCCCACCCUCCGUCUGCCGAUACCGCCGGACGAGGCGUGCCCACCCUCCGACUCGCGAUCGGCCGUGCUAACGGCGAUAUCGAAAUAUGGAACCCAAUGCGCGGGGCCUGGUUCCAGGAGACUAUGCUCCGAGGAGGACGGGAUCGCAGUAUUGAAGGACUCACAUGGACAUUGGACCCGUCCGAAGAUGGCCCGGAUGGCUCCAAGCUGCCAGGCAAGCUGCGCCUGUUCAGCAUUGGGUAUUCUACCGCCGUCACUGAGUGGGAUCUCGAGCAAGGACGUCCUCUCCGCCACUCGAGCGGAAAUUACGGAGAGAUCUGGUGCCUGGCUGCCCAGCCCCGCUGGCAAUCCACCAAGAGAGGCAAGGAUGGGAAAUUUCUGCCUCCCGCCGGGGGCGAGUUUACGGGUCAGCACUUGGCUGCCGGAUGUGCCGAUGGAUCGAUCGUGAUUCUCUCCACCGCCGACAAUGACCUCAAGUUCCUUCGUCUGAUGCGACCGUCGACUAAGAGAGCUCGUGUGCUCAGCGUGACUUUCCAGAACCGUAACACUCUCGUUGCAGGCUACGCCGAUAGCUCCAUCCGUCUCUUCGAUAUCCGAAACGGCCAGCAAUUGCGGACAAUCUCGCUUGGAAAGGGACCUUCCGGUGGCCCCAAGGAAUUGUUGGUCUGGUCGGUCAAGUGCCUCCCAGAUGGUACCAUCGUUUCUGGAGAUUCUUCUGGCGAAAUCCGCUUUUGGGAUGCCAAGAACUAUUCCCUCACCCAGCGUAUCCAGGGUCACCUGGCGGAUGUUCUCGAUGUGGCCGUUAGUGCCAAUGGAGACACCGUCGUCAGUGGUGGUGCGGAUCAGAGGACCGUCGUCUAUCGCAAGAAGGAAGGUGACAAAGGCGAUAAGAAGACUCGUUGGGCAGAGGUUAUGCAUAGAAGAUACCACUCUCAUGAUGUGAAGACCUUUGCUGUUUAUGAGACAAAGGAUAUCAGCAUCGCUGUCUCUGGAGGCCCUGAUGCGACCCCGAUUGUCUUGCCUCUUCGCGAGUUCGGAAAGGAACACCACCGGAAGCUGUCUAGUCUCCCCCAGAUUCCCCAACUUACCUCGUCAUCCUCUUCCCGCUUGGUUAUGAGCUUCUGGGAUCGAGAGCUCAGUCUGUGGCGUGUAUCCCGAGGCCCGGCUUCGCUGCACGAGAGUAUUGAUGGCCAAAGACAUAGACUUGUUGCCAAGGUCAUGAUUCAGGGUGAAGAAAACAUCACUUCUGCCAUACUCUCUCCCGAUGGAAAAACUCUUGCUGUUGCGACGAUCUCAGAUGUCAAGGUGUUCACAGUCCGCCGCCGCAAGGGCGAUGAGAAGGGAGCCUUGCGUAUUCAAAAGAUCGACGUUCCCAAGUCUCUCUCCAGCGAGGGUGCCCGCCUCAUCACUAUCUCUCCCGACAGCCGCUGGCUUUGUGUGAUCCGCCCGAACAGCGAAAUCUAUGUCGCCAAAAUCCAACCCGCCUCGUCCACCGCCGAAAAGCCACAGAUUCUUCCUCAAUUCGCAAAUCUCAAGCGAGCUACUCGCCAUGCCCGACACGAAAAACCCUCCCAUGGUACUCUGGGUGAAUACGAGCGUAUCAUUCGAUCUGUUGUAUUCUCCGACGACAGCAAGAUCAUCGCCGCUGGCGACCUGUCAGGUUGUAUUGACACUUGGGUCUUAAACAAAGACACACUUGCAAUCACCAACGGUCCCGCCAAGAGCAAUGGUGCUUCGGGAUCCGAUGAUGACUCUUCGGAUGACGAGGAUGAGGAUGUUGCAAUUGAGGGCGAGCGCUGGUCGCCCGCAGCUCCCGAAUCUCCAAUUCCUCGCAUGAAGUCUGGAAUCACCUUGUUGUCGUUCCGUCCGCGUAGUCCCUCUGCAAAGACACAGGGCAACGGCGCCAGCCAAACAUCUCCCGCCGGCCUGGACCGAUUGAUGGUUGUUACCAGCGAACACCAACUCAUUGAAUUUGAAGUUCUCACUGGAAGAUUGUCUGACUGGUCAAGACGCAACCCCAAGGCAUGUCUCCCUGCCGAGUUCCGGGGUGUCAAGGAUCGUGCCAUGGGCUGCAUGUGGGAUCUCUUUGAAGAACGUGAGCGUCUCUGGCUCUACGGCACCUCUUGGCUGUGGAUGUUUGAUCUGCUACAAGACUUCCCGACCCCCGAGGAGAUGGAAGCCGAAGAGAACAAGAUGUCCAAUCAGCUUGCUAAGGCAUCGAAGCGCAAGCGUGACCCUUCUGAAGAUGGCGAGAAUGAUCGCAAGAAGUCCAACAGUGGUGCCGGUGACCGGAUCCCUCGGUCGCAAAUGGAUAUACACCUUGGCACCAAGGUGCGCAAGAUUGUUGGAAGCGACGAAUCACAGGGCGAGUGGAUCUCGCUUGACCAAGAACGCCCGCGAGUCCCGGGUGAGGAUGACGAAGCCUACGAUUACGAUGAGACCUUCGCUACUGGAAACGAGGCCAUUCUGGUGCGUCUCCGGCGCGAGGACGGAACCACCGUUGAAAAUGGAACCCCCAAGAAGGGAACCCCCAAGGGCAAGCCCACAUCCGACGCCAAUGGACAUGCAGACUCUCCGAAGAAAUCGCUGGUGGCGACAAAUGGCAGCUCGUCGCAGCCCGCUCGACGCUGGUGGCACACAUACAAGUAUCGUGAUAUUCUCGGCAUCGUUCCUUUGAGCUCUCUGGCCGGCGACGACGAGGAACUGACUCCAAGUGGAAAUCUCGAGGUGGCCGUGGUUGAGCGACCCAUGUGGGACGUUGAACUGCCCGGAAAAUACGUGAAAAACUAUGAGUGA